AUGCAUUUCCUCCUCCUCGGCGCCAGUGGACGGACCGGCCAGCACGUCGUAUCUGAAUUACUCUCUCAGGGCCACACAGCGGCAGCUCUUGUGCGUACCUCUGGCAGCCUCACCACUCGUCCUGGCCUCACCAUCGUCAGUGGCUCGCCACUAUCGAAAUCCGACAUACGCAGCGCUCUCCUCGCGGCGCCUCCUCUAUCGCCUUCUGCAGCGAUCAUCACAUUGAACACAGUCCGCAAGUCCGACAGCCCUUUCGCGGCUCAGAUCUCACCUCCUCGCUUCCUGGCCGACUCGUGCGCCAAUGUUUGCGAGGUUCUGGAGCAUGCCGGCAUUUAUCGCGUUGUAGUGAUGUCGACAGCAGGUGUCGGGGAUUCAUGGGGUAACCUACCGUGGUUGAGCAAGGCAUUCUUGGGGUGGACCAACGUCAAGUACGCGCUCGAGGAUCACGGCCUCGUAGAUAAGGAGAUUCGGCUGAGGAAGCUGGAUUGGACUCUUGUGAGGGCUGUGAGGCUGCAAUUCGACGAUCAGAAACCGACCGAUACGAAGACGGACGUGAGAACGCUGGGCAGUAAGGGCGAUGGAAUGAGCUUGACCGACAGCGUGAGUGUUGCUAGUGUGGCAAGCUUCCUGGUCAAGGUUGCGGUCGAAGGACUCUUCGUCCAAAGCGCAGUGGUUGUGGCCAAUUGA
Molecule: messenger RNA, 687 nt
Organism: Hyaloscypha bicolor E
Lineage: Eukaryota; Fungi; Ascomycota; Leotiomycetes; Helotiales; Hyaloscyphaceae
Exons: 1
Coding region: 1-687 (228 amino acids)
Source: RefSeq, a predicted model, not a curated record